CUCAUACACCAGUUUUCCAGCCAAAAAAAAACUUGCAUGAAUGAAAAAACGUUUCACUUUCAAAAGAUAAAUACGGGGAAGCGCCAAUGGAAUUUUUCUAAAGUAUUUUGCCAGCUGCUCUAAAGUGAAAGUCCUUUCCAGAAUUGAGAAAUCGCUCCUUCUGGAUGUAGUAUGUGGGGAUUUCAUGAAGUCUCACAGCAUUGAUAAAGUUGCUGGGACUUAAAGCUGAUUUUACUUUCUUUCUUGAGAACCAAAGAAACAAGAUAACACUGUUCUGAUUGCAGUUAGAUCUUUUAAUACAUAAAAACCUCACUGACCCUUCAUAACACCAGACAGACAGCAAUCAGAAGUUUCCAAGAAUCAAACUUUCAAAGAACUCACAGACGAGUGAAGAAGACAAUUGCAACCAUGGACUAUUAUCAAUAAAGAUAAUUGCAGUCUACAAACACAAGUCAACCCAGAUGUGUGUAAUCUUCACAGACCAGGGACUCUGUGUCAAUGGAUCUCCAACUUCCUGACAGACAGACCACAAGCCGUAUAGGCCUCACCUGCCUUUCCUGACUGCACGUCUCUGGGCAUCUCAAAGGAUUCUACUAGCAGCAUGGAGGCGACCCAUCACAUCCAUACAGCCUCCAUCAUCGCAUUGUUUUCUCUGUAUUUCUUUAACAAAUCCUGAGAACUGCAGCAAUGAUGAUAUUUUUUUACUUCUAUACAAAUUGCUUUCAUACCUAGCUAUUAUUUUGGCCCCCCCCACCAAAAACAGGUGUGUGUGUGUGUGUGUGUGAUGUGAUAUGAUGUAAUGUGGAGCUCCGCGCUUGUGUCCCAAGCUUCAACAUCCCCAUCAGUACUAAUAUCAGGAUUGGCCUCAUCAUCUGAGAUCUCGUUCCCAUGUCUCCAGCAUCGUCCGGGGCAAACAACACCAGUCCAGUUCCUCAUGACCCAACUGAGAGAAGAAGAGAAGAGCAGAGGCCCAAGCAGCAGUCACUGAUUGAAGCACUAUGGCAUGAGUCACACUGGAAAUGCCUCGUCCUCACACUGCUGAUUUAUGGCUGUGCAUUUGCUAUGACAUGGUGCGGCCUGGCCAGGGUGACACCACUCAACAUUGAUGGUAACCUCCAGGGCAGUUCAAUGGUGUCCCAUGACAGAGCCUGCUCUGAUGGUUACGUGUAUAUCCCCAUGGCUUUUUUGCUCACGCUCUACACACUCUACUUGGUGGAGUGUUGGCACUGUUCGAUGCAGUUCAAGCUGCAGUAUAAAGUAGAUUUAGAUAGUGUAAUAGAGCGGGUGCAACAGAUGCAGCAGGCCACACCAUGCAUCUGGUGGAGGGCAAUCAGUUACCACUAUGUGCGACGCACACGUCACGUGACCAGCUACCGCAAUACUGAUGGCUAUAGUGCUACGCAGGUGUACCACGAACGCGUCAACACACACACAGCCGAGGCAGAGUUCGAUUAUGGAAACUGUGGUGUAAAGGAUGUCUCUAGGCAGCUUGCAGGCAUGGAAGACUUCCCAGUUACAAAGCUCCGAUUUACCAAGUGCUUCAGCUUUGCCAAUGCAGAGUCAGAGAACUCCUAUCUGACACAGAGAGCACGGUUCUUCACAGAAAAUGAAGGGCUGGAUGACUACAUGGAGGCUCGUGAGGGCAUGCACCUUAAAAAUGUUGACUUCAGGGAGCAUGUAAUUGUAAUCUCAGGCAGACUGCCAUGGUUUUUGAGGCGCUACGUGUUUUGGAUAGCAACAGUCCUGACAAUCUCUUGGCCCUUGCGUAUUCUGACCGAGUAUCGCACAGCUUAUCUUCACUACCAUGUUGAGAAGCUGUUCGGCUUUAAUUAUUUACACUACUGCCACCACAUCCCCAGGGUAAACACAAUCGAUAGCACCGAACUAGAGUGGCAUAUCCGCUCCAACCAGCAGCUGGUGCCCAGUUACUCUGAGGCAGUGUUGAUGGAUGCAAAUCUUUCUGGCCGAGACUCCUUCUCUCCCCAGAAUUGUGAGCGCUGCCAUAGGGCCUUGAGUGGCUCAUCCAUUUUCUCACGCAGCGCCCUCAGUCUUUUUUCACUAGGUCAUGCAUAUGGCAGCCUGAACGAUAGCUCUGCCCCAGAGCACCACCAGCCGUCUCCUCCAACUUAUCAGGAUGCAUUACGCUUCCCUGUGCUGAUUGUGCACCGCAGCGAUGGCUGCCUCAGCCAUGAGCAUCGCUUACUGCAUCACAACGGCUCCUGUGUGGAGACUUCCUUAUGACCCGUGCUAAUUUCAAUGCGUUUUAGGUACUUGAAAGAAUAUGUCUUCACAGAUGCAAGACCUUUCAUCUUGAUUAAGUUUAAGUAAAAAGAUUAAGUAAAAUAUGAAGAAUAUAAGUAAGUUUAAAUGUGGCAUUAUUGGAAAUAUUAAACAAAUAUAAUGCAGGCUGGGAAGAAUAACAAUAUCUCAUUUACUAUUUAGUAUUUUAUAUAUGAUAUGUAAUAUUGUGUAUUUGAGCUAAAAUUAGUUAUUUAACCCACUAAGAUGUUUUUUUUUUAUUACAUGAAGAUAGUCAUGUCAUGACACAGCUUAUAUUUUAUAAACAAACAUUUACUUAAACCUGAUGUUAUAUAUCUUAUUAACACUUAGAGCUAGAAUUGUAGGAAGCAAUGGGUCUGACUGGUUUCAUAAUUUCAGGCAAACGUUCAGGGCCAAUUUAAAAACAUUUUAUUAUCAUUGAUUGCAAUUCUAUAGCCUCUACCACAUAUGCUUUCACUUUUACCCAAAAAGAGACCAUUAUGGGUAUUGGACUACAGGGCUGCACUUACAGAGUGAAUCAAUGCAAAAAAAUGCUGAAUGUAUUUAUAUAUAUAUAUAAUAUAAACUGAUGCUCUUCCAAAUCGUUUAUAGCGAUUUAGGCCUCACUGUACAUAAUUGUAAAAAAGCAUGUGUAAGGUAAUGGGUGUAGGGAUCAGAAUUUUUGACAGAUGUGUCCUGGUAACAACUACUACCUUUUAUUAUUAUUAUUAUUAUUAUUAUUAUUAUUAUUAUUAUUAAUAACAUUAUUAUUUGUAUUAUUAAUAUUUUUGUUAUUAUUAUUAUUAUGAUUAUUAUGAUUAUUAUUUAGAUUUUGCAUAGUCUAUCUCUUAAAUGACAUUAUAUCAUUUUUAUACUUUUUGUAUAAAAAAUAUUCACCUGCUAUAUAGUUUUCUUUUGACCAAUGCUUCCAUUUUUUAAAUCAGCAAUUCAUUUUUUAAAAAUCAGCACUAAAGCUAUAUUAAGAGGUGCUUAUGCACUUGCCAUAUCUUUGUGUUGUGUUGUCUUAACUUGUGCAGUAGCCUGACAGCCUAUAAACAUGCUUUAGUGAUUUUACACUUGUGAUUCCCUUGUUUAUUGUUUUGUGGUGUGAGCCUGCACUGUGGGAUUUUUAAAGUGUGCUGUAAGACAAUUGUAUUGUGUAUUGUAAAUGUGCUCAAUGUUAUAUCAAUCAGAAAGGCUUCCCAGGGCCCUCUCGACAGAGGAGUCCACAGUGGUGCUGCAGUAAAUGAGUAAACAAUAAUAAAUGAAAUAUUUCAUCAAAGCAGUUUUACUAACCAAAGCUAUCUCUCUGUUGUGUAAUAAACCACAGGGUUCUGUCUGCUGUGAGGAAAGUGUGUAGUCUGAAUAAUCAUAUAAAAGCAUAUUAAACGUCUUUCAA
Messenger RNA from Silurus meridionalis, 3658 nucleotides. It is a transcript of the gene tmem151ba, whose product is annotated as transmembrane protein 151Ba. The transcript is spliced from 7 exons. The record is from RefSeq and is a predicted model, not a curated record. Lineage: Eukaryota; Metazoa; Chordata; Actinopteri; Siluriformes; Siluridae. Bases 889 to 2241 code for a protein of 450 amino acids.